AUGGCCGUGACUACACGCAGUGGACUGGAACACCAAGCUGGUAAUCUUGAUGACACCGGUCUUCGAAUAGUUGGAGACUACGCAAUUCAUCGGUCACCUACAGAACAACCUGAGACUCAAUCCCCGGUACAGAUGACGACUGUUGUAGGCGACGUCCGGCGUGAAGCUCAACCGUCCGAUUUCAAUCCUACCCUCGCUCCACAUCCUCCAGUCCCAUACGCCGUAUCUAAUCCAGAAUGGUGGCAACAGGAAUAUCGUCGAGUGCCUGAUUAUCGCCCCGUUAACAAAGACCUGGAUUCGGAGCAGAGACGACAAAACCGCCUGUUUACCGCUGUGGGGACAUUCAUGAUUGCGGGUUGCUCGAUGAUAGCAGUGCGUGGUUCCUUGUUCUUGCAACUCGACAUUUCGUUACUGAUAUUGAUCUUUCUAAAUAGAACUGGUCGUCACUGUGGAGGAACACUGCUGGACGAUUCACAGCACGCGGAGAUCAUCCCAUUGGCGGGGAAUGGUGAUGGAGACCUUGUACAUUGUCCAUAG
Molecule: messenger RNA, 537 nt
Organism: Aspergillus oryzae RIB40
Lineage: Eukaryota; Fungi; Ascomycota; Eurotiomycetes; Eurotiales; Aspergillaceae
Exons: 1
Coding region: 1-537 (178 amino acids)
Source: RefSeq, a predicted model, not a curated record